Messenger RNA from Carica papaya (papaya), 1245 nucleotides. The record is from RefSeq and is a predicted model, not a curated record. NCBI's taxonomy places the organism in Eukaryota, Viridiplantae, Streptophyta, Magnoliopsida, Brassicales, Caricaceae.
UUUCCUCCCACUGCAAAUGGCCAUGCUGAUGCCAGUUCUCUCAUACCAUGGCUUAAGAACCUCUCAUCUGGCUCAUCUUCAGCGUCAUCCAAACUUCCCAACAAUUUCUACAUUCACAGUGGCUCAAUAAGUGCUCCAGUCACCCCACCAUUGAGCUCUCCAACUUCUCGAACUCCUCGGACCAAAAAUGAUUGGGAUGAUCCUUCUUCUGGAUCCGCCUGGGCUAGACAGAACUAUGCUUUCCUUCCAUCAUCCACCCCACCAAGUCCAGGACGUCAGGUCCUACCUGAUUCUGCAUGGUUUGCUGGCAUCCAAAUUUCCCAGAGUAGGCCAUCAUCACCCACAUUCAGCCUGGUCUCAAGAAAUCCAUUUGGGUUUAGGGAGGAGGCUUUAUCUGGUGGAGGCUCGCGGAUGUGGACUCCUGGACAAAGUGGAACAUGCUCUCCAGCAGUUCCUGCAGGCAUUGAUGACAACGGGGAUGUUCCCAUGUCAGAUGGGAUUGCAGCAGAAUUUGCAUUUGGCAGUAAUAUAACAGGGUUAGUGAAGCCUUGGGAAGGAGAGAGGAUUCAUGAGGAGUGUGUAUCUGAUGAUCUUGAACUUACGCUUGGGAACUCCAGAACCAGCUCGAUUUUUCUAGGAGGUCUUAAAAGCAAAAGAUGAAUUAUUUUGGUGCUGCAGAUAGGGUAUGAUGGAGAGUGAAGUCGGAAGUGCAUCAUCCAUGCUUAUCUUGAUUUGGCUUCUCAACAUAGGCUUAUGUGCAUUGCGCUUGGAAAGAAAGUUAAUUUGAGAGACAGUCAGUUGCAGCCCUUGUUCUUUUCUUCUUCCCAUCAUUUGAGGAGGAAAAAAAAGGAGAGAAAACCACGGAAAGAUUAAUUUAUAGAUAGUUCAUAGUGGUGACUAAAUCCCUUCCUUACUAUCCAUAUUUCUACCAUUCCAGGGUUUAAACUCCCCUCUUGUUCGGAUACUUCUCUAGAACUGAAUUUGGUGCUUACACGGUAGGGAUUUCUUCCCCCAGUUCCAACAGGAAAAGGAAAGAACUUGAGUUCAUUCAAUUAAUUCUUCCAUUCUUCAUCCCCACUCUUUCAUCUUUCUUUUUUCUUACAGGGAAAUAUUUAAUUAGAGUGUUGAUGCACUGGUCUUGUUGGCUUGUUUGGUUUGAUUUUGGGUAUGUGAUUGAAAGGGAUUUUGGAUGUGAAGGUCUUAUUAACUCACUGGUUUUAAGGUCUUAUUUCACAUUUUUCUGAA